Messenger RNA from Vicia villosa (hairy vetch), 2106 nucleotides. Its product is annotated as WAT1-related protein At1g09380-like. The transcript has 10 exons. NCBI's taxonomy places the organism in Eukaryota, Viridiplantae, Streptophyta, Magnoliopsida, Fabales, Fabaceae. Gene Ontology annotation, cellular component: plasma membrane. The coding region runs from base 766 to 1824 and encodes 352 amino acids. Gene Ontology annotation, molecular function: transmembrane transporter activity. The record is from RefSeq and is a predicted model, not a curated record.
CAUAAAAUCUAAUCCUCUCUCUCUCUCUCUCUAGCCACCUUUUCCGAUAACAGUAGUUUCGAAUCAUCGAUCUCAAAAACCCUAAUCCCCUCUAUCACCAUCUUCAACCACCGUUCCGAUAACAGUAGCUUCGAAUCACCGAUAUCCCAAACCCUAUUCUCCUCUCUCACCGUCUUUUUCUACUCUCUACACAUGUACGCUUGUGCAAUUGGAGAAAAUCAACAAGCUCAAGGCUAAUCGAGUGGAUAAUGAUGAAUUUGCAGUUGAUUCUGAGGAUGAAGAGCUUGAAUCUAUCACUUGAUUGUGCAAGAUAUAACUAUCGCAUGAACUUUGCGUGCAAACACCAACACACCCUCACUUUUUAUUCUCUUCACAUGGACGCUAAUGCAAUUGGGGAUUUUAUCAACAAGCUCAAGGAUAUUCGAAUUGAGAAUGCUGCAUUUGCAGAUGAUUCCGAUGAUCAAGAUCUUGAACCUAUCACUUGAUUAUGUAAGGCUUUGCUUGACCCCAAAAAAUUUCAUCCAGGAAGUCUUCUAUGAGUGAUUUUGUGGAGACCCUUUGGAUUUUGUGCUUCGGGUUUAUGCACCGAUUUUUGAGAUGGAAAGCACAUUUCACCAGAUGCUAUUUGUUUUACAUGUGGCCUUCCUUGACAUAUCUUCUCAGAGAUCAACACGAGCAGUGGAAUCCCCCAAUCUAAAGAAACCAUGCUGAAGACAUUUGAUCAGCGUGUUAACACGACCCACUCAGCCUUCUUACUUGUGCAAAAUGAUGAAGAAGUGGUUUAUACAUUCCCAGGCUCUUCUUGGAAUGCUGUUAGUUCAGCUUUUUGCAACUGGGAUGCAAAUUCUAUCAAGGGUGAUCUUGAUUCAAGGAGCAUAUAUUUUUUCCUUGAUUAUGUAUCGGCACAUUGUUGGGGCAAUUUGUGUUGCCCCGUUCGCAAUCUAUUUUGAAAGAGGACAAGCAAAGAAGUUCAAUUGGAGAGUUUGUUUCUGGGUUUUUGCUAAUGCAUUAGCAGGGAUGACAUUGUCUCUAGCAUUAUUUUAUUAUGGUGUUCGUGACACAUCGGCCACUUAUGCUGUCAAUUUUCUUAACUUGAUACCUAUUUCUACAUUCCUGGCCUCCAUCAUAUUCAGGAUGGAAAGUCUUAGAAUUGGAACAUGGGGUGGUAGAGCAAAGGGUCUCGGGACGCUUAUUUGCGUGGCUGGAGCUAUAAUUACUAGUCUAUAUAAAGGGAAGGUGUUUUAUAUUGGUCAUCAUAGUAACCAUGCUCAGAUGAUCAUUGUGGCAGCACCCCAAAUUAACAUGCUUCGCGGAACUUUCUUUUUGGUUGGAUCUUGUUGUUCAUACACUACAUGGUUUAUUAUGCAAGUUAAGUUGGCUGAAGUAUUUCCUUUGAGAUAUUGGAGAACAUUUUUGUCAUGCGUUAUGGCAGCACUUCAGUCCGCGGUUAUAGGCGCUUGCUUUAAUUAUAGUAAAGAAGCUUGGAGAUUAGAGUGGAAUCUCCAGCUCAUUACUAUAAUUUACUCGGGAGCAUUGGCAACUGCCGCCACAUUUUGUCUAAUAUCCUGGGCAGUUACUAUCAAAGGUCCUACAUACCCAUCCAUGUUCAAUCCGCUUGCCCUUGUUUUUGUUGCCUUAUCAGAGGCUAUCUUGCUGGGUGAACCACUGCAUGUUGGACAGUUGUUGGGCAUGGUUUUAAUCAUACUGGGGAUAUAUUCUUUUCUGUGGGGUAAGAAGAAUGAGAUGCAUUUACCUCAGGAGAUAAGUGCAGCAGCAGGACCAAGUUAUUCACCGGAUGAAAGUGUACUUGAAAUUGAUAUCUGAUAGAUAUUAUUACUCUUUUUGAUGUUAUAUACAAGUUUCAACCUUACCCAUGGAAGGGAUGCGUUUUGACAUCUAUACUAUCUUAUUAGUCUUUCUAGUAGGUCAUUUUCUUGUUCAAAUUAUUUUAGAUGGUCACUUUUAGAAUACUUUAACCUAUUUGAAGGAUCAUUCAAUAAACUUUAGAAUAAUUCAAAAUAAACUAUUGGAAGGUUAAAUAUCUCCGUACCUAAGUACAAACUUGCUUGAACAUACUGUACCUUAUGAGUUAUGAUUGUCUGAUUA